UCAGUAUCUGAACAAGUGUCUAACAUGAAAUUACUUCUUUUGUGUCUGGGCGUUUGCCUGGUCAGUGUCUACGUCUCUGCACGCGUCAUCAAAGAAGAUGAAGUGCAAGAUUUAGAAGUCGCAGCCAGUCAUCACGGCCACAGCCACUCCAGCCACCAUGAGGAAGGUGGAGGAUCCUCCCAUCAUGGCGACCAUCACUCCAGCCACGGUCACAAAGGUGACAAAGGGUACAAGUCGUCCCAUCACCACGACAAAGGGGGUCAUGGCAAACACGGCAAGGAAUACAAAGCUGGACACCACGCCGAAAAAGGCGGCCACCACAAAGGACACCAUGAAGAAGGUGGCCAUCACAGCGAACAUCACGCUGCGGGAAAAAGCCACAAAGGAGGCAAAUUCGGCGAGAAAAAGGGACACAAAAAGGGGCAAAAAACGACCGGUUAUCAUCACAAAUCCCACAAGGACGAUUACCACAAGGAACACAAAUUCUACGAUGAUUACCACAAAGGUGGACACCACUCGAAAUACGGCGAUUUCCACGGCCACCACGGAGGCAAAUCUGGCCACCACAAGAAGGGAGGCAGUCACAAGAGUGGAUACCAUGACGAUCAUUACGGAAAGAAGGGACAUUCGGAUAAGGGACACUACGAGGAUGAUCACAAAGGAUUCAAGGGACAUGGAGGACACGAAAGCCACCACUCUCAUCACUCCGAUUAUGGAAAGAAGGGAGGACAUUCCGGGGGCAAAGAGUACGGGUUUAGCAGUGGUGGAAAACACUGAUUUCUUCGUAGCGCUCCGGUGGUUGAUCCUUUCAACGCCUCGAGGAUUUGAUUCGUUAUUUACCCCAAUCCAACACGACUCAUCGAUACCCAUAUCACCCCCACGGAGCGCCACGCGUUGUUUUAUUCAAGUCUCGUUCAUGUUGAUUACUUUGUUGCCUGUUCUGAUUUGUGUUACCAAAAAAAAUAAGAAAUAAAACCUGGAUUUCAUUUCACA
Messenger RNA from Tribolium castaneum (red flour beetle), 993 nucleotides. RefSeq names its product histidine-rich glycoprotein. The transcript has a single exon. The record is from RefSeq and is a predicted model, not a curated record. NCBI's taxonomy places the organism in Eukaryota, Metazoa, Arthropoda, Insecta, Coleoptera, Tenebrionidae. Bases 25 to 777 code for a protein of 250 amino acids.